Molecule: messenger RNA, 1871 nt
Organism: Acanthisitta chloris (rifleman)
Lineage: Eukaryota; Metazoa; Chordata; Aves; Passeriformes; Acanthisittidae
Gene: XKR5
Product: XK, Kell blood group complex subunit-related family, member 5
Exons: 6
Biological process (GO): engulfment of apoptotic cell; phosphatidylserine exposure on apoptotic cell surface; apoptotic process involved in development
Cellular component (GO): plasma membrane
Source: RefSeq, a predicted model, not a curated record
AUCUCUGCACCAUCAUCCACUACCUCGUCUGUGGGCAGCUUGGCUGGUUUGGACUGACCAUUGCCUGUGUGGUGCCCGGCUACGCCGCUCAGCUCCUCAGCAUCCUCUGGUUCAGGACAGAUGGACAUCCACCCAGGUGUUCUCUCCUGGUGCUCCAUCUCCUGCAGCUGGGCCUCUGGAAGCGGUACUGGGAUGUUUUGCGGAUGAUGGCAGAGCCUGGCUGCAGUGCCCAUGCUGGGGAGGUGCUGAUCCAACUUGGGGAUGUGUGUGUCCUGAGGCUCCUGGAAGCUCUGCUGCAGACCCUGCCUCACCUCCUGCUGCAGGCAUACAUUGUCGUGGCCAUCAACCCAGCAGGCUUCAUCCCUGGUGUCAGUGCAGGGCUGUCCCUGCUCUCCCUCGCCUGGGCUUUGGUCUCCUACAGUCACUUCACCUGCCUGCUGAAGCCUGGUCACCUCAGCCCACCAGCCACGUCCAUCCUCUGUCUGUUGCUCUGGAGGACAGGGAUGCUGGGGACCAGGGUUGUGGCCCUGGUGCUCUUUGCCAGGUUCUAUUCCUUUUGGGUUUUCGCUGUGGCAGGUGUCCACUGGUUGCUCAUGUCCUUCUGGCUAGUGGCUCAGCAGACGGACAUUGUGGUGCAGCCAUGCCGCUGGAGGCUGUUCAACUGCCUGGUGGGAGCUGUGUACAUCUUCUGCUAUAUCAAUGUCCGUCCUGGUCCCUCCAAGACCAGAGUGGCUGUAUUUUAUGCAAUAAUGCUGAUGGAGAACACACUCCUGCUGCUACUUGCCACUCGGUUCCUGCAGGCAGAGCUGAGGAACAGCCUGUGUGUGACUGGGGCUAUCAUGUCAGCAUCUGUAAUAGGUGCCACAGCUCUGGUGGUUUAUUACAGCCUGCUCCAUCCCAAGUCCACAGAGAUCUGGCAGGGAUUCCUGGAGACAACCUGCAGUGCUGCAGCCGAUGAUGAUGAUAUCUCCGGAGAAAGCUCCCAGUCUGACCAGAAUUCAGGAAUUUCAGGAGAUAAAGAGUCCUUGGGAGAGGAAGGGACCAAGACAGAUCCCAAAAAUGGGAACAGCUCAUCACUCCUGCAAUCCAAAGGGUGUUUGGAGGACAGCUGGACAAACCAUCACCACUGGCUGCUGGUAAAGCUGGCCUUGAAGACAGGAGAUCUGUCUGUCAUCAGUGCAGCUUUUGGAGAUGGUGGUGUGGGAGAGGUUUAUCCUGGAGGAUGGAUAAUGGGAAAACCUGCUGAUGUUGAGCCUGGGGCAAACCUUUCCCUCCCCAUGAGGGAAAUCUGUCCUCAGGGGGUUGAAUCUGGUUUGCCACUGAGGAAUGGAGGAGGCAUCAAACCCAGCACCAGCUCUGCGGGAAUGGCACAGGAGGAUGAAGCAGGGCACGAGCCUGUUUUUCCCCCAACUGUAUCCCAUCCCAACAGCUUCUCCCCGGAUUCAGCUGAAGGCUCCUCUGUAUAUUUCAGCGUGAGCACAGGAGGCCUCACCUCACCUGGGACAGGGACAGAAACAGUGACAUGCAUGGCCCUGGUGCAAAGGGAUAGCAAAGCUCUGCCUUCUCCAGGCUGCCUGGGAGAAGGAGGAGGAGGAGAAUCCCUCGGGAUGGCAAGUAUCAGCCCGAUCCUGGGCGCUUGUGCCUACAGGCAUCUGCAGAGAAGCUCUUCCCUCGGCAACACAGGCAGCUGUGGGGUGGCAGGACCCCUCAAAGAGGGCUCAGAGCUCACAGGAACAGACAGUGCCCUCAUGGGGUGGCAUCACAUUUGGGACACCCACCCUUGUGGCAUGCAGGGGCCUGUCAUGAGGAGCAAGCUGAGGUCACCAUGCUUCACCUCCACCCCCAAGGCUGACCCUAGAUGCCCACAGUGA